AUGUCUUCCUCCUCCCAGCAGCAUGUUGCCGAGCCGCCGUCUCCUGAGAAUGAGCCUCUGUUAAAUGAGGAUACGUUUCUGCGGGAGAGCGCUCGGGAGAUUUACAUCCAGCCUCUCUGGACGGGGAUCAGGACAACGUUGGCCUCGAGUUGUGCGAACCUGUUCCUUCCCUCGGUAUUUCUGGGCAUCGCUUCCGCAUCUUUGGGCUGGGGAGAUACAGCGACGUUUGUUCUCAACCUACUGGCGAUCUUCCCUCUCGCCUCCUUGCUUUCCUUUGCUACAGAGGAACUCGCGAAAAGUGUCGGCGCCGCCGUGGGAGGAUUGAUCAAUGCCACUUUUGGAAACGCGGUAGAAAUGAUUGUGGGUGCGACCGCCGUCAACAGAGGUGAAAUUCAUAUUGUUCAGGCCAGCAUGAUCGGAAGUGUACUGUCAGGAGACCUUCUUAUCCUCGGCUCCUGUUUCUUUGCCGGGGGCUAUAACAGAGAGACUCUCCGCUUCAGCCCAGAUGUCAGUCAGAUUAUGUCUUCAUUAAUGGUCGUGAUCACUUCCUUUCUCCUGAUCCCAUCCGCUCUAUAUGUCACCACUCGUGGCCCGGUCACCGACACGGCAGAGAGCGUCCUGGACCUGUCUCGCGCUGCAGCCAUCGUUCUUCUCCUCUUCUAUCUGGUAUAUCUCUACUUCAAGCUGAAGAGCCACGCGGAGGUGUUUGUCUGUGAUGGUGAGGAGGAUGGCGAGGAGGAAAUCCGGCUGGGUCCGUGGUCCGCCAGUCUGGUGCUCAUCCUGGCUACCCUGGGAGUCACUACCUGCUCCGACAGCCUUGUCGACAGCGUUGAUGGCAUGGUCGAAACCUGGGGGAUCAGCAGGGCGUUUAUCGGUCUGAUCGUCGUUCCAGUCGUCGGGAAUGCGGGGGAAUUCAGCACCACCGUCAACGCCGCCAUCAAAGGGAAUUUGGGCUUAGCGAUCGGACUCAUCGCCGAGAGUACGUUGCAAAUCGCCGUGUUUGUCACUCCGCUUAUGGUCGUUUGGGGCUGGAUUAUUGAUCAGCCCAUGUCGCUCCAUUUCAAUACCUUUGAAAUUGCCGUCUUUUCGCUCGCGGUGAUCUUGACCAGAUGCCUCAUGCGGGAGGGCCACUCCAAUUGGUUCCAAGGCUAUUUAUUGAUUGGCAUGUAUUUGAUCCUUGCGAUCGCCUUCUAUGUGCAUCCAGACUUAGAUCACAUAACACAAGAGGUUCCUUCUGGGUAG
Aspergillus thermomutatus is the source of this 1242-nucleotide messenger RNA. RefSeq lists its product as uncharacterized. NCBI's taxonomy places the organism in Eukaryota, Fungi, Ascomycota, Eurotiomycetes, Eurotiales, Aspergillaceae. Gene Ontology annotation, biological process: intracellular calcium ion homeostasis; calcium ion transmembrane transport. Gene Ontology annotation, cellular component: fungal-type vacuole membrane. Gene Ontology annotation, molecular function: calcium:proton antiporter activity. The coding region runs from base 1 to 1242 and encodes 413 amino acids. The record is from RefSeq and is a predicted model, not a curated record. The transcript has 4 exons.